AUGGCCGCCACCGGUAUCCCAGUCAUGACUACCCUCUCCAUGUGCCACACGAAGCCUAUGCGCUUCAGGACCUUGCCAUGCGAUCAACUCCCGCUGUCGGUCCAGAGCAAGAACGCCGCUCUCGUCGGAUCGCAGAGCAUUCCCACCACCGUGCCAACUCAUUCAUGUACUGGAGUCGACGCCCCGCAUGGCAACCUCUACCGCAUUCGAGAAGUAGAUGUCGUCUGUAUAGAGUACGCUGGGGUCGACUCGGACGGAUUAAGUCGCUCAGAUGUGCUGGAAGACGUCGAAGUCAAGCAGCGAAGCAAGUUCGCCCUGUUUUUCAAAGGACUCCGUCGUGUACGUUCUGCGCCGGAUCUGGGAACUCCGCCCCUACAGCCGAUCGGCGUGCGUGAGAGGACCAAAGCAAUCGGCGUCCACCUGAACGCCGUGAGAGGACGCUUCUCGGAGCGUAUUACGACCCUCCUCCGCAAGCGAAAAGAUUCUGGCUAUCAUAGCGAAGUUGAAGAGCCGAGAGUGCCGCUCGCAGUCAGAGUCGAUUUUGGCCAUGUCGACUUCGGAAGGACCCCACUUGCCCGGACUGAGAACAGCGUGUCGCCGUCGACGCGCUUCCCGCCGCAUGGAGACGACUCCGAGGUGCCACAAUCGCUUCUUCAACACGACUCCGUGACGGUGCCCUCGGAAAACCCCACAGACAAUGGAAGCACGAUGGCCCAUCAUGAGACGAGCCCACCGAUUGAUGACGAGAGCUCGUCGCUGGCCUCGACCAGGAGUCCUGUCGACGACUUGACGACGGCCCUCUAUGACUGGUGCGCAGCUGAAUUGGUCCUUGUCAGCCGCGGCCACGACGGCCGACCUUUCUAUGGCUACGAGUCUCCGCCUCCUGUCAACUUAUUCGCGGAAGGGCGGGGUUUUCCCCGCAGCCCAUCCCCACGUAGGCAGACCAUCGAGCAGCAGAUAGCACGAGCUGGCGAGCUGUACAGGCUCAUGAAGCUCCGCAUCGAUGAAGUCCACGAUAACGGCGGAUUCGACGAAGAUAGAGUUGAGGAGUAUUUGCGCAAUCGAGCCGAGUCCACGACUGGGAGGGCUCCUUAG
Zymoseptoria tritici IPO323 is the source of this 1095-nucleotide messenger RNA. RefSeq lists its product as uncharacterized. NCBI's taxonomy places the organism in Eukaryota, Fungi, Ascomycota, Dothideomycetes, Mycosphaerellales, Mycosphaerellaceae. The transcript has a single exon. Bases 1 to 1095 code for a protein of 364 amino acids. The record is from RefSeq and is a predicted model, not a curated record.